This is a messenger RNA of Purpureocillium takamizusanense, 1939 nucleotides long. Its product is annotated as Malate dehydrogenase. Gene Ontology annotation, molecular function: L-malate dehydrogenase (NAD+) activity. NCBI's taxonomy places the organism in Eukaryota, Fungi, Ascomycota, Sordariomycetes, Hypocreales, Ophiocordycipitaceae. Gene Ontology annotation, cellular component: cytoplasm. The record is from RefSeq and is a predicted model, not a curated record. The transcript is spliced from 7 exons. Gene Ontology annotation, biological process: tricarboxylic acid cycle; malate metabolic process. Bases 214 to 1206 code for a protein of 330 amino acids.
CGUCUUCCCGGGGCCCUUUCUUCUGCGACGCUCUCCCACCACCUCCCUUCCUCUCCUCCGAUCUCAGUUCCUCGAUUCUCCCUCCUCCCUCUCCUCCUCCUCCUCCUCCUCCCACUCCAAGAAACACUCGUCCAUCGGCAUCCUAGCCUCCCGCUCCCGCCACACAACUAUCAAGAACUCUCGACAUCCCCUCCCUCCCUCCCAUCCAUCAAAAUGGUCAAAGCUGUUGUUGCUGGUGCCUCUGGCGGCAUUGGCCAGCCUCUUUCGCUGCUUUUGAAGAACAGCCCUCUCAUUGACGAGCUGGCUCUCUACGAUGUCGUCAACACCCCCGGCGUCGCUUCCGACCUGUCACACAUCUCCUCGCCCGCGAAAGUCACGGGCUAUCUUCCCAAGGAUGACGGUGCCAAGUCCGCCUUCAAGGAUGCCGACAUCAUCGUCAUCCCUGCUGGCAUCCCCCGCAAGCCCGGCAUGACCCGUGAUGACCUGUUCAACAUCAACGCCGGCAUUGUCAAGGGCUUGAUCGAGACCGCCGCCGAGGUCGCCCCUAAGGCGUUUAUUCUGGUCAUCUCCAACCCGGUCAACUCGACGGUCCCUAUCUCCGCCGAGGUUCUUAAGGCCAAGAAGGUCUUCAACGCCCAGCGCCUGUUCGGUGUCACCACGCUUGACAUCGUCCGCGCCGAGACGUUUGUCAGCGAGAUCACCGGCCAGUCCGAGCCCCAGAAGCAGACCAUCCCCGUCAUUGGUGGUCACUCUGGUGAGACCAUUGUCCCUCUCUUCAGCAAGGCCUCCCCUGCCGUCAAGAUCCCCGACGACAAGUACGACGCUCUUGUCAACCGCGUCCAGUUCGGCGGUGACGAGGUUGUCAAGGCCAAGGACGGCGCUGGUUCGGCUACUCUCUCUAUGGCCUAUGCCGGCUUCCGAUUUGCCGAGAAGGUCCUUCGUGCCGUCAAGGGCGAAAAGGGUCUGGUCGAGCCUAGCUACGUCUACCUCCCGGGUGUUCCCGGCGGCGAGGCCAUCGCCAAGGAGACCGGCUGCGACUUCUUCUCCGUCCCCAUUGAGCUCGGACCCAACGGUGCCGAGAAGGCCAACAACCCCUUGGAGGGCAUCACCGACAAGGAGAAGGCGCUUCUGCAGAAGGCUGUCGAGGGCCUCAAGGGCAACAUCAAGAAGGGCAUCGACUUCGCCCACAACCCGCCCCAAAAGUGAACACUUUCCCCGGUUCCCCCAAGGAGCAGUUGAGUGGGUGCAGCAAGCCUGUCUUGAAUGCAAUAGCUAUCACGCUAGGCUUAAUAUAUGAAUGACGCUCAUGUUGCUGAUCAUGGAAUCUCUCGACAGGCUGUGAAGCCGUGCCCUCGAAUCUCCACCCUAAGGAUCAUAACCGCGGCCUGAUCAAUGACAGCCUCGUUUUUGUUCGACUUCGGCGGUCCGGAUGGCCAAGUACGGGUAGUUGUGCAGGAAUCACGGGACCAAUCCCGCGCGCCCGUGGGCAGGGACCACUAGACUAUAUAGGCGGCAGUGGCGCCAUGGAUGACAUUUAGUUGUACAUGCCGGGGUUUCAUGACUUGUUGGGUAGGGUCUUGAUCUGAAACACAGCACCCGGGAGCUCGUUGAUCUCUGCUUGAACGGUGGCCGUGAUGCCCAGCGCCGCCAGUGCACCCCGUACGAUGCCACAGGGAAACCACAGGAACUGCGAGACAAGAUCAGCGGACUUUGAUCUCCUGACCCUGCGUGAAGCGCGGCUACUCACCGGCUGUGCCCGCACGACGGCCUGGCCACCCGCCUCUGUGCUCAUCCUCGAGAAGGGCCUGAAGACAUUGUCCGUGAGGACGUACACACCCUGUGCCGCCACGUGUCAGCGAUGUCCGCGUUAUUGUACACAGAUGGGGCUAUGUAGGCUGUCUGACGUAACUACGCCUGCGAAGUGAGGAAUAAAGCGAAC